UGGGCAGCAGGCUCAAAGUGAAACGAAAAUGUUUUUGCCACUGAUUUGUAGUUUAUGGCUUUUUGCUACCUCCUCUUCGGGUAUUGAGUACUCAAACAAUUCAUUAUGUAAAGAUGAAAACUACGAAGUCCAUUGGAGGUUCGAAAACAAUACAGAAACUUUCUAUUUUAAAGUAAGGGCAAAAGCUACUGGCUGGAUUGGAUUUGGCGUAUCGAGAUUACUAUGGCCUGAAAACGAAACAUUACGGUGGAAUAUGUAUUCCAUGAGACAUUACGAUGUUCUUGUUGGCGGUGUUGACGAUAGUGGAAAAAAGUAUUUUAAGGAUUUUAUGACAAAUGGACAUGUGGCUCCAAAAGAAGAUGGUCACGCAGACUGGAACGUCUCAAAUAUAAUUGAGAGUAAUGGUACUACAACGAUGGAAUUCUCUCGGAAGAAAGAUACUGGUGAUGCUAAUGAUGACAAUGUCAUUGAGCCUGGUCUGAGAAGGAUGGUGUGUGCUUACCAUGAUACUGUUGAUUAUAACAUAUCUAUGAGCAAGUUUACAAAACACACAUGGAAUGGCUAUGAAGAUAUUGAAUUUAUUGAGAAACCAAAGGAAAAAGCUGUGCUUGCCUAUCGUGCAACCGAACCACCAACCACUGGGGCCAGUACACUAGCUGUGUCUAUUGUGGGCCACUUGUUACUUAUUGUUAUUGCAGUCAUUUUCUUCUACUAGAUCAUGAUGAUGAAUCGUCUCCUUUUGCUUCUUGCCUAUGUUGUUGUAGCAUCAGGCAUUAAAGAAGAAAGAUCUCGGGAUCUAUGUUCAUCUGAUGCCCUUAAAGAUUGGAAUGAUAGAGAGAAAGAGAAACCCUUCACUGGUGCACAUAAUCAUUUUAAAUUACAAUCAUGUACAAAUAAUCUGUUAAGAUUAAAAAUUCCUGAUUUUGCUAACAUGUUAAUAUAUCUUAAACCUCUUUAGACAAUUUUGGAAUUGAGGUAGGUCAACUUCUGAAAGACAUGUUGACUAUUAACAUGUAGCGCACAUGGUGGUAUAAAGCCAUAACUGCCUUUGACACCACAAGUCUGGUGCAUUUGUGAACAUUGAGGGGUGAUUAUUUAAACUGAAUUUAGCCAUCAUCUAAUGUAACUGCAUUCUAAGCCAUUUUUUCAAUUUAGCCAAACCUUUUAUCAGAACAUCUAGUUUAGUGAAUAGUGUCAAGAGGGCCAAAAGCUAAGGAGAACAUUUAUUUCAUUAUUAAAUAAUAAUUAAACCACAGUUUGAGUUUGAUCUCGAGUAAAUAAUUGGCCUUAAGUUUGAGUUUAGAUGAAAAAAUAUACUUUAUAGUGUAUUUUGAAGGUAGAUAUCUUAUGCUAUAAACCACAUAUUUAUUUGGGACACAUGUUGUCCUAUAGUUAGGCAGGUGUCCACUGAUAGCUUUGACCAUUAAAGACAUGUGCUUGUCUAAGUUGAGAUGAAUAAUUCCUAAGCAUCUUUUUGUAUUGAUCAGUCCACCAGACAAAAUUUGUUCCAAGGAAAAGCCUUCUCCAGAAACCAUUUAGUUUUUAUUUCAACCAUUUGAAUUAUUAAUGCAAGUCAUGGUUUGAUAUUCUAUAAAGUAACCCUAAUGUUCAUCGCAUGACCUUGAAGCAGCUGCUGUGUCCCAGGUUAUCAAAGAAAAUUAUUCUUUUAUGCCAGAGUACCUUUACAGCUCCAAAUUGCUGCGAUAGACUUCCAACAGCAGGGAAAACAGGUUUGAACCCUAGUUCAGAGAAAGUUCGUUGACAAAUUCAAAAGAAAGCAUCCUGCUCUAGUCUUUUUAAUUUUUUUAUAUACUUUUUUAAGAGUUAGUUACUUGCCUGGUUGUUAGCUCACAUAAUCAAUAGGAGGUUGAGAUGUGUAGCCUGAGAAUUUGGUCCAAUAAAAUGCAGUAAGUUUUCUCCCUCUA
Pocillopora damicornis (cauliflower coral) is the source of this 1925-nucleotide messenger RNA. Its product is annotated as DBH-like monooxygenase protein 2 homolog. The record is from RefSeq and is a predicted model, not a curated record. Gene Ontology annotation, molecular function: dopamine beta-monooxygenase activity. Gene Ontology annotation, cellular component: secretory granule membrane. NCBI's taxonomy places the organism in Eukaryota, Metazoa, Cnidaria, Anthozoa, Scleractinia, Pocilloporidae. Gene Ontology annotation, biological process: norepinephrine biosynthetic process; octopamine biosynthetic process; dopamine catabolic process.